Messenger RNA from Thlaspi arvense, 342 nucleotides. The record is from the annotation of a GenBank genome assembly. Lineage: Eukaryota; Viridiplantae; Streptophyta; Magnoliopsida; Brassicales; Brassicaceae.
AUGAGAUUAUGUUCUAAUGCGGCGUGCAGGCAUACAUCGCCACUUUGUUCUUUAUGGUCUGAUGGAAUAUCUCGGCAGAAGGUUUGUCCGACAUUUCCGUACUUCCUUUCCCUGAGUUUUAAUUCCUCUUUGAUUUGUCUGAACCUUAAAAGCGGCUUUCUAUCAACUAUUCCUGUCCAUAGCUUCGACCGACAGUUCACAGCGGAUGAGGUUCUGCAGCUGCUUGAUCGUUUCUACAACCUAGAUAUGCUGAAAUCAGAUGAUGAGGACUCUGACAUUCUCAAUCACGAGGAAGAGUUUAGCUUGCCGCAGAGUUACUUUGAUAAGGAAGAUAAAGAAUAA